Molecule: messenger RNA, 1132 nt
Organism: Hyposmocoma kahamanoa
Lineage: Eukaryota; Metazoa; Arthropoda; Insecta; Lepidoptera; Cosmopterigidae
Product: sodium/nucleoside cotransporter 1-like
Exons: 7
Biological process (GO): nucleoside transmembrane transport
Cellular component (GO): membrane
Molecular function (GO): nucleoside:sodium symporter activity
Source: RefSeq, a predicted model, not a curated record
AUGGUCACGUUGGGUGCUGUCCCUGGCGAUUCUCGCAGUGCUCAUCUUCUUUCUGUACUGGGACACCAAGGAUAAACCAGAGAGGCUCAUCUCCCUGAUUGGGCUUAUACUAAUUUUGUUGUUGGGUUUCGUGUUCUCGUCACAUCCCGGCCGUGUGCGCUGGCGCACCGUGCUGAUGGGGUUGUUGAUCCAGUUCCUCUUUGGCGUUAUUUUUAUCCGAUGGGAUCCUGGGAGGUUAGCACUACAGUGCUUUUCAGAUAAGGUGGCGACAUUCCUAUCGUAUGGCACCGACGGCGCAGAGUUUGCCUUUGGCACGUUACUUGUGAGGACAGAGCAAGUAUUUGCUUUCAGUUCACUUCCAGUAAUCUUCUUCUUCAGCAUGCUGGUAGAAGUUCUGUUCUUCUGGGGCGCCCUUCAGUGGUUCUGCCUAACAUUAGGACGUCUAUUGAGAAGCGCUACUUCCACCACAGUGUGUGAGAGUGUCAUCUGCAUUGGCAAUGUAUUUUUAGGGAUGUCGGAAUCUAUCUUGAUGAUCAGACCGUACAUCGCGCUGCUUACUCCAUCAGAAAUACACGUUGUCAUGGCCUCGGGUUUUGCUACUGUCUCGGGUACAAUCCUCGCUUCGUACAUCGCGUUCGGCGCAGAACCAGCUCACCUGGUUACAGCCAGCGUCAUGUCCGCCCCAGCUGCAAUUUGCAUGUCCAAAUUGCUAAUGCCUGAGACCAAGCGGUCGCUCACCACAGUUGAGAACAUAAAACCUGUAGAAUGUGAGGACCAAUCAGUGCUGUCAGCGGCGACACGAGGCGCGACCAACGGCAUUGCCCUCCUCCUGAACAUAGUUGCCAACAUAGUAGCGUUCGUGUCCUUCAUCGCGUUCGUCAACGGGGUGUUGGGGUACUGCGGGGGUCUGCUUGGGUUCGCUGACCUCACUCUUGAAUGGAUUUUCGGGAAGAUUUUUAUACCACUGGCUUGGGUUAUGGGUAUGAUGAUUAUUUUUAAUUUUUACAUCACCACCAACCAAUUUAUACAUUAUUCAAUCAAUCAAUAUAUUUAUUCGUCAUCAUCACACAGCUAUGAUGCACCUCUUGAGGCGUACGACAAUUUAUGUCCAAUCUAAUUGAUUUCGGUCAAC